Molecule: messenger RNA, 2976 nt
Organism: Cajanus cajan (pigeon pea)
Lineage: Eukaryota; Viridiplantae; Streptophyta; Magnoliopsida; Fabales; Fabaceae
Product: Ankyrin repeat family protein
Cellular component (GO): cytoplasm
Molecular function (GO): protein binding
Source: RefSeq, a predicted model, not a curated record
UGGAGGACCGAGUCGUGACCGAUUCCGUCCUCUUCCCUUUUGAGUCGUGUUGUCAUUUGUCAGCAUUAAUGGUCCCUCCCACACCCUUAGAUCUAAUCUUCCACGUUCUUUUUCCACCGUUGGAUCCUCCCCUCUCUCUCUCUUUCUCUCCCUAUUCCUCAAUUUUCAAUUUCAGUUCGCGACUUUCAACUUGAAGAACCCUAACCACCACUUUCUACUCCGAUCGCUACUCAAUUCGCCAGAUUUGAUUGGAUCGGCUUGCGCACUUGGACUUUGCUGUAACACGGAAUUUGGAGCGAAAACAGUUCCCGAAAUCUUGCUUUUGUCGUUCUUGUUAUUAAAUCAUUAAUGCCAGUGAAGUAGUCUCUGGCAAUUUAAUAGUGGAGGUUCGUUCAUUGUGGCAGGGAAGAGGAGAGCUGAAAAUUGGGCAACAGAUAAAUUCGGAUUUCACAUUUUGGUGGUCUUCCAUUGCCAUUGGAACCAUGGGAUUUGUGGAUUCAAGUGUCUAAAGCACGGUCAAGGUAUGAUGAGUGGAAUUUACUCUGUUUCUGCGUUGUAGCUCAAGAUUUACCAACCAUGGAAGCCAAUGGAAUCACUCAUGAUUCUAGCUUAGGGGCUGGGAGGAGGGAUAAGAGAGAGGUGGGAGACAAGUCGAUGGAAGAUUUAAGUAAAUAUGCUCACAGUCCUGCUCACAUGGCAGUUGCCAGGCGUGACCAUGCUUCCCUGCGGCGCAUUGUUUCCGCCCUGCCUCGCCUUGCUAAGGCUGGCGAGGUCAAUACGGAGGCAGAAUCUCUUGCUGCUGAGCUUAAGGCUGAUGAGGUCUCUUCUGUUAUUGAUCGCCGGGAUGUUCCUGGGAGGGAGACCCCUCUUCACCUUGCAGUGCGUCUCAGGGAUCCGGUCUCUGCUGAGAUUUUGAUGGCUGCUGGUGCAGAUUGGAGCCUACAGAAUGAGCAUGGUUGGAGUGCCCUCCAAGAAGCUGUGUGCACUAGAGAGGAAGCAAUUGCCAUGAUCAUUGCACGACACUAUCAGCCUCUGGCUUGGGCUAAAUGGUGUCGUAGACUUCCCCGCAUUGUUGCUUCUGCAUCUCGAAUUCGUGAUUUUUAUAUGGAGAUAAGUUUCCAUUUUGAGAGCUCUGUCAUUCCUUUUAUUGGGCGAAUAGCCCCUUCAGAUACUUAUCGAAUUUGGAAGCGUGGGUCUAAUCUCCGUGCUGAUAUGACCCUUGCUGGUUUUGAUGGCUUACGCAUCCAACGAUCAGACCAAACAUUUUUGUUCCUUGGAGAGGGCUAUGUUGCAGAGGAGGGUAAUUUAACCCUGCCACCUGGUUCCUUGAUUGCUCUUUCUCAUAAGGAGAAGGAAAUCACAAAUGCUUUGGAAGGAGCUGGUACACAACCAACAGAGGCUGAAGUUGCUCAUGAAGUUUCCUUGAUGUCUCAGACGAAUAUGUAUAGACCAGGUAUUGAUGUAACUCAGGCUGAGCUUGUUCCCCAUUUAAAUUGGAGGCGUCAGGAGAAGACUGAGAUGGUUGGGAAUUGGAAGGCAAAAGUUUAUGACAUGCUUCAUGUGAUGGUUAGUGUGAAGUCAAGGCGGGUUCCAGGUGCUAUGACAGAUGAAGAGCUUUUUGCUGUGAAGGAUGGAGAAAGCAUGAUAAAUGGGGAAAACAAUGAUGAGUAUGAUGAUGUAUUGACUGCAGAGGAAAGAAUGCAAUUAGAUUCUGCGCUUCAUAUGGGGAACUCUGAUGGUACUUAUGAGGACGAGGAACAUGGAGCUUUUGAUGGUCAAGAAAAUGGUUCUGCAGCUUCCUGUGAAAAUUCUGAAGCCAAUGGUGUGGUUAAAGAAAAGAAGAGCUGGUUUGGUUGGAACAAGAAAAAUGUGAAGAGUAGUGGUGAUGACCUUGAGGAUUCCAAAACUGUGAAGAAAAAUUCCAAGUUUGGCUCAGAAAGUAGCAAUCAGAGACCAGCUGAUCAACAGAAGUCAGCAUCCGAGCUUCUGAAGGAGGAUAGUGGAGACAAUAAGAAGGGAAAAGAUAAAACCAUCAAAAAAAAGAAGAAGAAAGGAGCAAGCACUGAGCCAAAAAAUGAGAGCGAGUAUAAAAAGGGUUUAAGACCUGUGUUGUGGUUGACACCAGACUUCCCUCUGAAAACUGAUGAGCUUCUGCCUCUGCUUGACAUCUUAGCUAAUAAGGUUAAGGCUAUUAGAAGACUCAGAGAGCUUUUGACAACUAAGCUUCCUCUUGGAACUUUUCCUGUCAAGGUUGCUAUCCCGAUAGUUCCUACUAUCCGGGUGCUUGUCACUUUUACGAAAUUUGAGGAGCUUCAGCCAGUAGAGGAGUUUUCGACACCACUCUCGAGCCCAGCACAUUUCCAUGAUGCGAAAUCGAAGGAAUCAGAGGGGUCUAGUUCAUGGAUUUCAUGGAUGAAAGGAAGUCGUGGGGGGCAGUCAAGUGACUCAGAUAGUCACAGAUAUAAGGAUGAAGUUGAUCCUUUCAGCAUACCUGCAGAUUACAAAUGGGUGGACGCCAAUGAGAAGAAACGCAGAAUGAAGGCCAAGAAAGCCAAAAGUAAGAAACAUAAGAAGCAGACAGUGGCAAAAGGCGGAGAUGGAGUGAAUCAGGACGUAGAAGAAGAAUAGUAGUAUGAUAAUUGUUGCCAGAGAGAAUUUGACAGACAUUACAGUUCUACGUUGGAGGGUUUCUCCAAGAAUUUACUAGAAAUUUCUUGGGCAACCAAUUGUUAUUAGUUAAGAAAAAGGUGCCUUUAUUUUUUCUUUUUCCUCGUUUCGCGAAGAAAGCUUUAUCUUCUAUAAAUUGUUGUAUUGCCACUUGCCAGUGAAGAGGAAUUGAAGAGCAAGUGUGUAUUGCUCCCUAGAUCUCGCUUGGCUUCAUUUUAGUUGUCCUUAGAUACUACUAUUUGUAUCUACAUCUAUGUCGAUGAUUAUCGAUUUUACAUUUUCGUGAGUGGUAAUCUCCCUGUUUCUAGA